Etheostoma spectabile (orangethroat darter) is the source of this 2151-nucleotide messenger RNA. RefSeq names its product XIAP associated factor 1 (gene xaf1). Gene Ontology annotation, cellular component: mitochondrion. The coding region runs from base 125 to 910 and encodes 261 amino acids. Gene Ontology annotation, molecular function: zinc ion binding. The transcript is spliced from 7 exons. The record is from RefSeq and is a predicted model, not a curated record. NCBI's taxonomy places the organism in Eukaryota, Metazoa, Chordata, Actinopteri, Perciformes, Percidae.
AUAAAUAACAACAAGUGCUGAAACAACGAAACGGUUUCGCUUUCGGUUCUGCUGAUAUGAGACCUAAUGUGUCAAGUCAUGAAAGUUUAGCUCUCAGUGGAUAAUUAUUCAAGGAUUUUUGUCGAUGGAUAACAAAGAGGAAACACGCACCUGCGGCCAAUGCCACAAGGAAGUCGCAAAAGCCAACUUUGCUCUACAUGAAACACACUGCAGCCGCUUCUUAUGUCUCUGUCCUGACUGUGAUGAACCAGUUCCCAGAGAGCAACUGACCCAACACAGAGAGGAACAGCACACACAGGUGAGAUGCUCCAAGUGUAACCAGAAGAUGGAACGUUGUCACCUAUCGGAUCAUGAGUCUGAUGAGUGUGUGGAGCGUCUGCAGAGCUGUCAGUUCUGCGAGUUGGAGCUGCCGUGGAAGGAGCUGGCUGAACAUUGUCUGGUCUGUGGUAGUCGCACUGAGCUCUGCAGGGACUGCGGCCGCUAUGUCACCCUGAGGGACCAGCCCAAGCACGGCUUGACCUGCUCAGUUACUAACAAUGGCACAGGUCCUCCUCAAACUACCAGCAAACCGCCACCAAACAAGACUAAUAUAUCAGUGACUUGUAAGAGCUGCAUGGCAUCAUUUCCAGCUGAGGAUAUAGAGGAACAUGAGCUGGAGUGUGUUCUAGCAACCAGGUUGGACGAUGAAGAGGCAGAGAGUGAGGAUGAUUUCUUCAGCCAGGGGGCCACUCCUUGGCUAAGCAGGACCCAUAAGUCAACCUUUCCGUCAAACAGACCCAGCAAAGGUCCCCAGGGUGAUGGAGGUGACCCAGACCAGAUUAGCACCUGCCCCCACUGUCAUCUGGCCUUGCCCCUCAUCACACUACGUUGGCAUGCGGUGAAGUGCCAAAUCCACAUUUACUUGAAAUAAAGAGGGAGCUCCUCGGAAUGGAUGAGCUGCUUCACAGCUUUGAUCAAUGUUUCAUUAAGGAUAAAAGACAAGUACUUGGGCUGUUAAAAUGUACUUUCGGUUGUUCAUAUCAUUUCUUAAUGUUUACAUUUUGUUUUUAGUUUUAUUGACCUUUACUUUCUUAGUGUGCAUAAAGAGGAAGUGGUUUCCGAAUAUAAUACUCUGUAUCUAAGUAAACUUGGCAUGCUUGAUAACUUUGUGAUGUUCCUUUUGCUAAAUACAAACUAAGGUCAGCAGGGUCAACCUCUAUUUUAACCUUAUAGAAAAUAAUAUCACACUAUAACUAUGACACAAAACUGCUUGUGAAAAAUAAGCCAUGUUCUGAGAAGUCCAUACCAUUACACUUGCAAGUACAUGGAAAGAACACCAAUGGGGUAAUAACAGAUAUUUAAAGGUAUGUGGGUCAUGGAAUUAGACUGUUUAUGUUUCGUUACAAAAUAAUCCCAAAACUGCAAUAUUGGGAGUAAUCCCUGAACGUUGUAGACAUUCAUAUUUGCUAUACAUAUUUUGUUGGCUACAGUGAGGAAAUGUAGAAAUGCACAUGCAGAGGAUGCAACAUAUAACAAAAUUCCAGUUCUAUUUCCAUGGCUAUAACCUCACCCCAAAACAAAUUACUGCAAAAAACAAAAGUACCAUACCUUGUUUUGAUGUGUUCUCUCGCUUGAGGUCAAAUGUAAUUUAACAAAUGGUGACUAUGGCAACAAAUAACCUUAUGGGUGGAUACGGUCCGUUUUCCUGGAAUUGCCGUCAAUCACGUUUCACUGUUUGAUGGCACUAAACUUUAGAAUUAUACACCUAAUGACAAUGAUACAAUGAAUGCAAUUAAAUUGUAUGAACGAGAAUAGAAUAGUAAUAACAAAGAAUUAAGUAAGUUAUUUAUUUUCAUUUGCAAAGCUAGGAAUUUGUUACAGUACAUUACAUUUCAUUACUAUUUCAGAAAAUAGGUCACUUUUUAGUAAAAAACCAGACCAACAUAAAUUAGCUAAUAUAAUUAAUUCCAGCAAGCCAGUAACAUUACAUUUUUGUGUUGGUGAAAGUUUAUAACAGCAUUAUUUAUAAUCAAGAGGAUCAGCAAGAGGCAAUGAAAACCACGCGAGUGUUAUGAUAAAUAACCUGAUGAAUAACACUGAGCAGCAUAGUACAGUAUGCUAAAUAUAAAGCCACAAUCAUUUCAAAGGCACUUGCUGAAACCAUAUUGUUUU